Poeciliopsis prolifica (blackstripe livebearer) is the source of this 3468-nucleotide messenger RNA. Its product is annotated as gastrula zinc finger protein XlCGF57.1-like. The coding region runs from base 487 to 2130 and encodes 547 amino acids. The transcript is spliced from 3 exons. Gene Ontology annotation, biological process: regulation of transcription by RNA polymerase II. Lineage: Eukaryota; Metazoa; Chordata; Actinopteri; Cyprinodontiformes; Poeciliidae. The record is from RefSeq and is a predicted model, not a curated record. Gene Ontology annotation, molecular function: DNA-binding transcription factor activity; RNA polymerase II cis-regulatory region sequence-specific DNA binding.
GGCUAAGUCCUCCAGAAAAAAACGUCUUGAAGUCUCUAGAAAUAUUGUUUGAUUUAUUUUCUGGGCCCUACAUCAGUAUCUCCGUGUAAUAUUGAUUCUAUGUGUUUGUUCUGAACCACUUGGAUUAUUUUUCGCCUAAGUUCUUAGUACAGAAGAUAAUUAUUCUUAAUUAGUGAAGUGAAUAUGCUGUGAGUCAGCCCGGAGCUAAAGCAGCCAACAGGAGAAACUAAACCAAGUGAGGCCUUUUAAAGUUCACGCAACAUGAGUCCACACAGUUUGUUAGCCUGGAGGAGGAAGAAUACACCGUCUGUGGGCACCUUCUCUAAGCUUGUUGUCUGAGGACCGAGAGACUGGAGACAGUGGAUCCAGAACCACUAACCAAGCGGCAGAAUAACAGAAGACCUGGGGAAUAUGAUUGAAAUUAUGAACUACUAUAAUAUGUGAAGGCUGUGAUUGGUGAAAAGGAGAAUCCCAAGUGGAUUGAAGAUGACUGAGAUGAUGAAGGUUGAAGCAGAUGAACCUGGAGGGUUCAGCUUGGAGCCCUCCAUGCCUGCAGCAUCCACAUCAGAGUUGGAGAAAACACAAGACGACAAAGAUCUCGUGUCUACUGAUCAGCUGCUCUUGGUAAUUAAAGAAGAGGUUCCUGAUCUGCAGAACUGCAGUUUGGACCAAGAAUCCCCUCACAAAAAGGAGAAAGGGGAUGAACUCUGGAGCUCUCAGGAGGAAGAGCAGCUUGAUGAGAAGGAAGAGAUGGAUUUCAAUGCUGUUAGUGUGAAGAGUGAAUGUGAUGAAGAGAAACCUCAGUUGUCAGAACUUGAUUGCAUCAAAAGCGAAGACAAGAUAGCCACAGAAGCUUCACCUCGCACGACUGUUGACCAGGUUGAACAGAGGGAAGCAGAACCUGAUGGAGGAUCAGAACCAGAGAGGAACUCUGAUCCAAAUACAGAUGAAAAUGCUUUGGAUUCUUCUGGGACUGAAGUCAGUGAGGCCGAGGGGAAUGGUGAUUGGCAGGGACCUUUGUCAGGUUAUGAAUCUAGAGGCAAAGAUUGUCUGAACAGCCACGAGAGAACAGCUUCUCUGUCAGACAUAAGCUUUGAUAAGAAACGUAGCACCGGCAAAAAAUGCUUCAGCUGCUCUGAGUGUGGCAAACACUUUACCUCCAAGGAGGCUCUUCAGAGACACCUGAAGAGUCGGGUAGGAGAAAGGUGUUUAAGCUCAUUAAACGAGAAAUGUCUGAAAGUCCAACAAAAUAUAGAUUCAUGUUCCAGACUCAUCAGUGAGGGAAGCCAGUUGAAAUGUGAUGAAAAUGGAAAAAACUGUAAUUGUAAAGACAAUCUUCAGUUACAUCUGUCGGUUCAUGCCGGUGACAAACAAUUUAGUUGUGAGAUUUGUGACAAACGAUUCAAAAGUAAGUACUACGCUCGAAGACACAUUAUGAUGCACUCUGGAAAGAAAGGCCAUAACUGCGAUCAGUGCGGUAAAGGGUUUAUAAAGAAGAGUCAGCUUCAGACUCACAUGAGACUCCACAGUUCAGAGAAACCAUUCGCUUGUGACGAUUGCGGUAAAGGCUUUAAUCAGAAGUCACACCUUAAAGUUCACAUGACGUUCCACUCUGGGGAGAAGCCAACAGUUUGUGAUCUUUGUGGUAAAUCAUUUAGUGUAAAGUACUACCUCAAAGACCACAUGAGAACUCACACUGGAGAGCGACCAUUUUCCUGCGACGUUUGUGGUAAGACUUUCCGGAGAAAAACAAACCUCGACCUGCACAUCAGAGUCCACUUAGGGGAGAAACCUUUCGCCUGUAGUGUUUGCAAUAAGGAGUUUUCACGACAAGGAAACCUGAAGCAGCAUAUGAGCGUCCACAGCAGCGACAAGCGCUUUGUUUGUAGCAUUUGUAGCAAAGGCUUUUCACGAAAAGAACAUCUUAAGCUGCACAUCGGCGUUCACACCGGAGACAAAACGUUCGGCUGCAGUGAGUGUGGGAAAAGUUUCCUGCAGAAGAUCCACUUAAGACGACACAUGUUGAUCCACACAGGAGCGAGACCGUUUGCCUGUAAUGUUUGUGAUGGAAAAUUUAAGCUAAAGCACCACCUUCUGACUCAUAUGUUAAGCCACGCAACAGAGAAAUGAUCAAUCAAUUGUCAAUGUCCUGCAGGUCAACUUUGUUGAACUCCUUAAAAUGUCUCUAAUCUUUGGUUAUGAACUAGUCAUUUAUUCAGCUGUGUUGGACCAGGGCAGCACUUAAAAAACAUUCAGGACUGACUUUGGGCACGCCACUGUUUGAAGCCUUCUAGCUGCUCAUUCUUUCGUUAUGUGUCUGAAGAGACUGUCUGAAACACAUAAUUUGAAGCUGUUAGAAAAACAUAACAAUGAAGGGAAAAACAAAAAUGUACAAUGCAGCUGUUUUUAGAACCGUGUAUCUCUGUUUUGACUAUUUGUUUAUGGAAAAACAUUGGUGAUACUCUUGACAUAAGUGAUUAAAAACCAAGAAGUACUAUUGAGCUGUGCUCAUUUCUCCAUGCUUUUGAAAAACUGAUUUGUAUGAAUAUCAGAGUCACUGUUCCAAAGUUUUAAUUAAUUUAAUUAUGCAGUUUAUAAAAGGAUUAAAGGACUCGUAUAUGAGUAUCUUGCUCCUUCAACUGGAGUUAUUGAUGCACAAAUGUAACAGAUUCACUUGGCAGAGAAUAGGCUGCACCUCUGACAAUAAUGCUAAGAUAAAUUUUUCUGGUGAUUGCCUCUUUUGUAAGCAAAUAGAGGUGAAUGGAGCAAUUAACUGAGCAUAAAUAAACUACUGUAAUGAUCACAUUUAUACCAUAAAAUUAUUGUUUUAAUGAUCCUACAGUGUUAAAAAAAUUCUGACAUACUUGUCAGAAUGUAAUUGGACACAUCUCAAAGAGGUAUUUUGUCCAGUCAAAAUAUGGUUAGGGGUAUGUAAAUAAUGUAACUCAAUUUCUGAUACCUGGAAUGUAAAUGUGAUGAAGCAGAAAUGAAAGUAAUCUUUUAAAAAAAGAAAUAAUAUAUGACAGGAAAACUUUUAAGUAUCCUUGUAAUAUCUGUAGAAAAAAAAUUUAAACCUUUUUUGCGGCUUACAAGACACUUACUCACUCACACAAAAAGAAAAACAAUUGUUUGUUUGAAAAGGUUUUCAUGGUUGGAAUCUCUGGAUAGACACAUCAAAACGUACCACAAUAAAAAGAUGCAACUUUUUCUUCAUGUAUUAAUAGUUGGUUUUUGUCCAAGACGUGUUUGUGCAGUCAUAUUCCACAAAUUAGAAUAUAUGUCCCAAUGAGUGGCCAGAUUAAAAGUACUGUUUGGAAAUCACUUUUAAGCAGGUAUUAAGCAUACUUUUCAGGCAACUUUUCUGUUUUUAAAAAGUUUUUAUUGGUCUGAUGUAAUCUAAUUUUUAAUGUCUGUUUUUAUUAGCCGUAAGUGGAAAAUCAUGACCAGAAGUAAAGGCUUUCGAACAUC